Messenger RNA from Meloidogyne enterolobii, 934 nucleotides. The record is from the annotation of a GenBank genome assembly. Lineage: Eukaryota; Metazoa; Nematoda; Chromadorea; Rhabditida; Meloidogynidae.
UUUAAUAAAAUUUCAAAAAAUGGCAAAAUCCGAUUAUUUCCCCAGGUACGGGGUUGAAAAUUAUUCCUUUGUUACUUCUUAUGAACUUUCAUUUGAUAUGGUUUCUUCAACUGAAUGGAUGCGAAGAAAUUGGAUUCAUUCAAUUACUUUAUCUGUUAUUUAUAUUUUUGGUAUUUUUGGUGGACAAAAAUUAAUGAACAAUCGAAAACCUUUUGUUUUGGAUUAUGCUCUUUUUUGGUGGAAUAUAUUUUUGGCAACAUUUUCUGCUGUAGGGGCUGCUAGAAUGUUACCAGAACUUUUUUGGUCUGUCAAUUCAAAUUCUUUUUUCUAUUCAAUUUGUAUUGGUUCUUAUGCCCAAGGAAUUAGUGGAUAUUGGGGGGAUAAAUUUGCAAUGUCUAAGGUUAUUGAAUUUGCCGAUACUGCUUUUAUUGUUUUACGUAAAAAACCUUUAAUCUUUCUUCAUUGGUAUCAUCAUGUUACGGUAUUGAUCUCAACUUGGAUGAUGUACAAAGAUCAUGCUGCUAGUGGUAGAUGGUUUAUUGCAAUGAAUUAUGUUGUUCAUUCUUUUAUGUAUACUUAUUAUGCCCUAAGAGCUUUACAAUAUAAAUUACCCAAAUGGACUGCAAUUUUUGUUACUCUUUUACAAAUAUCUCAAAUGAUUGUUGGAUUAGCUAUAAGUAUUUAUAUCGUCAGAUUAAAAUCUGUUGGAAUUGAAUGUCAAAAUACUUGGACUAAUCUCUACAUUUCUCUUUUAAUUUAUUUGAGUUAUUUUUUGCUUUUUUGUAAUUUCUUUUAUCAAACUUAUUUACGUUCUGGAAAUCGUUAUACAAAAAUUGAAAAGAAAUCGAAAGAAGUUUUAACUAAUGGAAAUGCUAAUAAUAUUACUUCUGAAACUACUAUUAGUGGAGAAUUGAUGGAACCAAUAAAAAGUUAA